Molecule: messenger RNA, 1235 nt
Organism: Colius striatus (speckled mousebird)
Lineage: Eukaryota; Metazoa; Chordata; Aves; Coliiformes; Coliidae
Product: cell surface glycoprotein 1-like
Exons: 3
Coding region: 111-1235 (374 amino acids)
Source: RefSeq, a predicted model, not a curated record
GGGCUUUGAAACCAUAUAAAAGUUCUCAAAUCUCCCUGCUCCAUCCAUCCACUUGACUUUGUGCUUCUCCCUGGUGACUACUCGGUCGGAUAAUCUUGUUUCCUGAAAAGAUGUCUUUGAAUCAAAUGCAAAUCAAGCAGGAGAUCACCCUCCCACCUGGCCUGAGCAAAACCAUCUCAAAGCAGAGCCAAGAGCCUGUGCCGUUAGCUGAGCCGGUCCCGUGUCCACAGCAGCAAGCUGAAGUCCAAGUCACAGCACUUGGCCCAGAAACAGAGCCAGUAGCAGUGGUACAAUCCCCAGAACAAACAGUGCUGUUGUCAACACCUGUGGUGGAAGCAGUCAGGGAAGAAACACCAGUGGUUCGGGUGGGUGAGUGGCCACCCCAGCAACAGCAGCAGCAGCAAUGUAAGCUACCAGCUGCAUCACACCCUGAUCCUGUCCAGGGCCCUGAAGAGAAAUCAGCGUGCAAAGAGCUGCCUGUGCCAGUCCCUAUCCCUGUGCCCACCACAUCCCCUCCAGAGAAGCAGGAGUGCAAGGAGAAUCCUGUGACAAUCCCUGUUGCAUACCCUGAACCCACACCAUGUGCCCAAGAACAGCAGCAGUGCAAGGAGAUCCCUCUGCCUGUCCCUGUUGCAUGCCCUGAACCUGCACCAAGUUCCAAGGAGCAGCAGCAAGAGGUCAAGGAGAUCCCUCUGGGCAGCGAGUGGCCUCCAGAGAAGCAGGAGUGCAAGGAGACCCCAUUGACAGCCCCUGUUGCAUACCCUGAACCCACACCAUGUGCCCAAGAACAGCAGCAGUGCAAGGAGAUCCCCCUGCCAGUCCCUGUUGCAUGCCGUGAACCUGCACCAAGUUCCAAGGAGCAGCAGCAAGAGGUCAAGGAGACCCCUCUGGGCAGUGAGUGGCCUCCAGAGAAGCAGGAGUGCAAGGAGACCCCAGUGACAGCUGCUGUUGCAUACCCUGAACCCACACCAUGUGCCCAAGAACAGCAGCAGUGCAAGGAGAUCCCUCUGCCAACUCCUGUUUCAUGCCCUGAACCUGCACCACAUCCUCAGGAGCAGCAGCAAGAGGUCAAGGAGAUCCCUCUGGGCAGUGAGUGGCCUCCAGAGAAGCAGGAGUGCAAGGAGACCCCAGUGACAGCCCCUGAGCCUGGGAAGUGCUCCCUGCCAGAGAAAAGUGCUCCCAUUGAGCAGCAGCAGGUGAAGCAGCUCAGCCAGUGGCCACCCACGCAGAAGUAA